UGGAAGGGGAGACUGCCACGUUGAUGGCGCGCCGCGGCAGCAUCUACGGCAAAGAUGGCGAGGAGGAGAAGCUGCCGACGUACGACGCCGGGGGCGGCAAUCGCCACGCGGCGGCCGAGGAGGUGGACGCACGCGGUGGCCGCGAGCUCAUGGAGCGGGUGUUCAAGGCCGUGGACGACGACGGCGAGAGGUUCCUCCGCCGGCUCAGGGACCGCCUCGAUCGGGUGGGCAUGGAGCUUCCGCAGAUCGAGGUGCGGUAUGAGCACCUCUCCGUGGAGGCGGACGUCCACGUCGGCAAGCGCGCGCUGCCGACGCUCAUCAACGCUGCCAUCAACACACUCGAGGGGCUCAUAAGCAUAUUUGGUUUGUCAAACAAAAGGAGGAUUGAGAUACUCAAAGAUGUCAGUGGCAUUCUCAAGCCAUCAAGGUUGACACUUCUUCUUGGACCCCCGACAUCAGGGAAAAGCACACUUAUGCAAGCACUAACUGGGAAGCCUGAUAAAAAUCUCAAGGUAUCUGGCAAUAUCACAUAUUGUGGUCAUGACUUCUCAGAGUUCUAUCCCGAGAGAACUAGUACAUAUGUCAGCCAGUAUGAUCUACACAAUGGAGAGUUGACAGUUAGAGAGACAUUGGACUUCUCUAGACUAUGUCUAGGCACAGGUGUUAGACAUGAUACACUCUUAGAAUUAGCAAGGAGGGAGAGGAAUGCAGGCAUUAAGCCUGACCCUGAGAUUGAUGCUUUCAUGAAGGCAAUUGCAGAACAAGGAAAGGACACUAAUGUUAUCACGGAUCUUACUCUCAAGGUGCUUGGCCUUGACAUUUGUGCUGAUACUAUUGUUGGAGAUGAGAUGAGAAGAGGAAUUUCUGGCGGACAAAGAAAACGUGUAACAACUGGAGAGAUGCUAAUCGGACCUGCAAGAGCUUUGUUCAUGGAUGAAAUAUCUACAGGGCUUGAUAGUUCUAGCACAUUUCAGAUUGUCAAAUACAUCAGACAGAUGGUCCAUGUGAUGAAUUAUACAGUAAUGAUCUCUCUCCUCCAGCCUCCACCUGAGACAUACAAUCUAUUCGAUGACAUCAUUCUGCUCUCAGAAGGGUACUUAGUUUACAAUGGACCACGAGAGAACAUCCUCGAAUUCUUUGAGAGUGCUGGUUUCCGAUGUCCUGAACGGAAAGGAGUGGCCGACUUCCUUCAAGAGGUGACUUCCAGGAAAGAUCAACAGCAAUACUGGUGCUAUGAUUAUGAGAAUUAUCGUUAUGUCUCUGCCCUGGAGUUCUCUGAGCUUUUCAAGAGUUUCCAUGCUGGAAAGAAGCUCCAGAUAGAGCUUCAAAUUCCUUAUGACAAAUCUAGAAUACAUCCUGCUGCAUUGGCAAUACAGAAGUAUGGAUUAUCUAAUUGGGAGUCCCUGAUGACAGUGUUGUCAAGAGAGUGGUUGUUGAUGAAGCGCAACUCCUUCCUAUACACAUUCAAGUCAUUUCAAUUGCUUGUCCUGGCAAUCGUAACCAUGACUGUGUUUCUCAGAACACAGAUGCCUCACGAGAAUUUUUCAGAUACCGUCAAAUUUAGUGGUGUUUUGACAUCCUCUUUGAUCACCAUCAUGUUCAACGGGUUUUCUGAGGUACAGAUGACAAUUAAAAAACUCCCAGUAUUCUAUAAACAAAGAGACUGCUUGUUCUUUCCAGCAUGGACCUUUGGAGUUGCAAACAUAAUCUUAAAGCUUCCUUUUUCGCUCAUGGAAACAUCAGUUUGGACAAUUGCUACAUAUUAUGUGAUAGGUUACGCACCUGCUCCAGCAAGGUUCUUUAGUGCAUUGCUAGUAUACUUUUGCACGCACCAGAUGGUUGUGGCUCUGUUCCGGCUACUAGGUGCAGUUUUACAAACGAUGGUUGUAGCCAAUACAUUUGGAAUGCUUGUGAUGCUACUGGUUUGCUUGUUCGGAGGAUUUGUCAUCCCCAGGCAUGAUAUCAAACCCUGGUGGAUCUGGGCGUACUGGAUAUCUCCCAUGAUGUAUAGCAACAAUGCUAUAUCAGUCAAUGAAUUCCUUGACAGUAGGUGGGCUAUUCCAAAUGUUGAGAGAAACAUUGGUGCACUGACAGUAGGAAAGGCUUAUCUCAAAUCCAAAGGCUACUUUACGGGUGAAUGGGGGUAUUGGCUUUCCAUUGGAGCUAUGAUAGGAUUUAUGAUUCUCUUUAACAUUCUCUACAUUUGUGCUCUUACAUUUCUGAAAUCCCCUAACAGUUCAAAGGGUGUGGUUUCUGAUGGUGACACUGAAAAUAUGUUGAAAAAAGGAUCAACAAAUCAAAAACAGAUGGACCAGGUUAACUAUGGAAUAGAAGAAGCAACGGACAGAAAAACUGAGACAGGCAUGGUAUUGCCAUUCCAACCUCUUUCACUUUCUUUCAACCACAUGAACUACUAUGUCGACAUGCCCGCUGAAAUGAAGUCACGGGGAUUCAUGGAAAGCCGACUCCAACUACUAUCUGAUAUUUGUGGUGCAUUCAGACCUGGUGUUCUGACUGCCUUAGUUGGGGUUAGUGGAGCUGGAAAGACCACUCUAAUGGAUGUACUGGCAGGUAGAAAGACAAGUGGAACCAUUGAGGGGGAUAUCAGGCUUUCUGGCUACCCUAAAAUACAAGAAACUUUUGCCCGUAUCAGUGGUUAUUGUGAGCAAACUGAUAUCCAUUCACCAAAUGUUACCGUGUAUGAGUCUCUCAUUUAUUCUGCUUGGCUGCGCCUCUCCCCAGAAGUGAAUGAGAAUACCAGAAAGGCAUUUGUGGAGCAAGUGAUGGCUCUUGUUGAGCUUGACGUAAUGCGGGAUGCUAUGGUUGGUCUACAUGGUGUCAGCGGGUUAUCAACUGAACAAAGGAAAAGGCUGACAAUUGCCGUUGAACUUGUUUCAAAUCCUUCAAUUAUCUUCAUGGACGAACCAACAUCUGGCCUGGAUGCUAGAGCUGCAGCUAUUGUUAUGCGCACUGUGCAAAACACAGUUAACACAGGACGAACUGUGGUGUGCACUAUCCAUCAACCCAGUAUUGAUAUCUUCGAGUCUUUUGAUGAGCUUCUAUUGAUGAAGAGGGGAGGACGGGUAACAUAUGCUGGCAAGCUUGGUCGGCAUUCUAACAUACUAGUUAAAUACUUUGAGGCGAUUCCAGGUGUUCCAAAAAUAGAAGAAGGAUACAACCCAGCUACAUGGAUGCUCGAAGUUACCUCUCCUCUAGCCGAGGCCCGCCUGAAUGUAGACUUUGCUGAAAUUUAUGCGAAUUCUGCAUUUUACCGGAACAAUCAAGUCCUUAUAAAGGAGAUGAGCGUUCAACAGCCAGGCAGCCAGGAUAUGUCAUUUCCUAUAAAAUAUUCGCAGAAUUUCCCGAAUCAGUGCAUGGCAAAUGCUUGGAAGCAAUUUAGAUCCUACUGGAAGUUUCCACCCUAUAACGCUAUGCGAUAUCUGAUGACGGUUCUCUAUGCUGUUUUGUUUGGUACAGUCUUUUGGGGCAAGGGAAAGAAUGUAGAGUCCGUGCAGGAUAUUUACAGUCUACUUGGAGCAAUCUAUGCUGCUGUUUUCUUCCUUGGAGCUUCUACUGUGUUCUCAGUUCUGCCAGUUGUGUCUACCGAGAGGACAGUUUUCUACCGUGAAAAGGCAGCAGGGAUGUACUCUCCCCUGUCUUACGCAUUUGCACAGGCACUUGUCGAGUUCGUGUACAGUGCAGCUCAGGGUGUUCUAUAUACCGUUCUCUUCUACGGCAUGGUUGGCUUCGAGUGGAAGGCAGACAAGUUGCUCUACUUCACAUUCUUUCUUGCCGCAUGCUUCGUCUACAUCACAUUGUAUGGCAUGAUGCUUAUUGCAUGCACUCCCUCCUACCUUCUCGCGACCGUUCUUGUUUCGUUCACUAUAAUGCAGUGGAACAUUUUUGCUGGGUUCCUCAUAUCCCGACCGAUGAUACCUGUUUGGUGGAGAUGGUUCUACUGGGCUGACCCGGUUUCCUGGACCAUCUACGGUGUCAUCGCGUCGCAGUUUGGCGAUGACGACCGCAUUUUGACCGCCCCUGGCCAAACUGGUGGCGUGGUGGUGAAGGAUUUCUUGAAUGAUAAGCUGGGCUACAGGCACGACUUCCUUGGGUACGUUGUGCUGGGGCAUUUCGCCUUCAUCCUUCUCUUCUUCUUCCUCUUCGCCUACGGCAUCAAGAAGCUCAACUUCCAGAAACGGUAGGACGGUGACCACAGCCGGUGUGUGAAUCCAAAGUCACCUCUUGUCCCGGCCGCCAUUUUCCUUCUGGUGUGAAGUAAUAAAUGCAGUGUAUACCAUGCUCUGCGCUGCUGCGGAGAUGUACUGAACUCGCUGGGAGCAGCUUGUAGU
Messenger RNA from Aegilops tauschii subsp. strangulata, 4349 nucleotides. Its product is annotated as ABC transporter G family member 43. NCBI's taxonomy places the organism in Eukaryota, Viridiplantae, Streptophyta, Magnoliopsida, Poales, Poaceae. The record is from RefSeq and is a predicted model, not a curated record. Gene Ontology annotation, cellular component: membrane. Gene Ontology annotation, molecular function: ATP binding; ATP hydrolysis activity; ABC-type transporter activity.